CAGAAGCAGCCACACAAUAUGCCAACCCAACACAAUCGUAGUAGAAGUGAGUCUUUAGAAUCUAAUUCAUUGCAACCUGAGAGCGAGAAAUCGGUUGUUCCUAUUCGCAGUGAGUUGUUGGAUCUCCCAAGCCGAAAACACAUACCUACGCUAAGUCCAAAACAAGAAGGAAAACACAUUUGGUUUAGACAUGACACAACAGGUAAGAUUACAAAGCAGAUUUUGAAGAUGCUUAAAUCUGAUCUCCCAAAACCAUAUCCAACAUAUCGUUCUCUCCCACAAGAAAUCAAGAACAGAUGGUUCCGAGCUUUUGCACAAGAGUUUAACUGGGACUCAAACAUAACAGAAUAUGUCCGAACAAAUUAUGCCAAGCAAGCAGACUUGUCCUUUAGAUCAAACUUACGUGAGUGGAAGAAGCUAUGGAAGCACAGAGGUCCGGAAAACUUGCCGGAAUGGAUGAAGGCGAAAAAAUCUCUGUUUGAUGGUUACAUAAAAAUGUGGACUGAUGAAAAAGCAGUCAAGACAGCAGCCAAAAACUCUAAGAAUCGGUCAAGUGAUCGGGGUGGUUUAGGCAUCGCUAUACACAACAACGGUGCAAAAACAUAUGAACGACGUUGGGAUGAAAUGACAACUGAACUCGGGAAGGAGCCUAAUAUGAUUUACUUCAUGGAAGAAACUCACUUAAACAAGAAGACGCGCAUAAUUACCGACAUGAAGACAAAAAAGAUUCUUGAGAUAGCUAAGAGUAAGUUGGAGCUCACAAAUUCUCAUUGCCAAACUGAAGGAGAUAACUCUACUCAGCCAAAAGCUGCCACACAAGAGGAUAUCAAUUCUAUCAUGCUUGAAGUUGUUCCGAAGGUUAAAGGAGGCCGCUAUGGGUUUGGUAAAUUUUUGAAUGAAGAAUGCUCGUCUUCGACUUCAACUCCACGCCAUAUUCCUGACUUACGAGAAGAGAUUCAAAUAUUGAAGAAACAUGAACUAGAAAAGAAUGCUCAAAUCAAAUACCUUAUGGAAUGCAACAAGCUCCUCUUCGAGCAGUUUCCUCAACUUCGACCACCUGAACACCCGUCGACGCCAAGCAUAGAUGAAGACGAGAUGCAAGCAUAGAUCGAAUUAAUUGGAAUUUUGAGUCUCAUUUUACCUCGCUUAUAACAGUUUUAAAAUAUGGAUUGGAAAAUGUUUAUAUUGAUUUUAACAAUGUUUCCAUGUGAAUUUGGAACGAUAUUUCACGUUUUU
Capsella rubella is the source of this 1236-nucleotide messenger RNA. RefSeq lists its product as uncharacterized. The record is from RefSeq and is a predicted model, not a curated record. Bases 19 to 1107 code for a protein of 362 amino acids. The transcript has 5 exons. Lineage: Eukaryota; Viridiplantae; Streptophyta; Magnoliopsida; Brassicales; Brassicaceae.